UCUUCAGCCAAUCCUAAUGUAAUGUUUCAUUUCAUUAUAACAGUGAUGAAAGCCUCAGGAAGCAUGGAGGAAAGUGUGAUGGUUCACCUCCUGUGGACUGUUCACCCAGAUGCCCAGAUGCACCCCCAGAACUCAAGAAACUCUGCCCUGAUCCACCAGCAUGCCCAGAGGCCAAGAAAAAGAAGAAGCAGUGUUCAUCCAAACCAAAACCUAAACCAUCUUGUCCAGCACCAGUGGACCCUUGUCCUAAGCCAUGUCCACCACCACCUUGUCCACCACCACCAUGUCCACCUCCACCAUGCUGUCCCCCACCUCCUUGUCCACCAUCAUGUCCCCCAAAGUCCAAAACCUGUGGCAAGUGUCCAAAGAUGAAUCCCUGCAAGUGUCCACCACACAAGAGACUCAGGCCUGAGGUCUGCAAUCCCAAGGACAUCCAACAGGCCAGGCUGGAGGCAGCAUGUGCAGCCAGGCGCAGACUUGAAGGCCUUUGUGCUAAUAAGCCACAAAAAGCUAGUGCCCCAUGUCCAAAUCCCAGACCUUCAUGUCCACCAAGCUCUAAACCAUGUGUUAUUGAAGACUGCCAAGUACCUCCAGAACCAGCAGACAACUCUCUGGACAUGCCUUGCACUCCACUUGCCAAACCAGAUUGUGGUCCUCAACCAGAUGGAAAGAAAAUGUGUGUUGGUGUGGAAGGAAUCCAGGCUUGGCAGAAGGACUUUAUGGAACAGUUCUUGAACAAUCAUAGAAAUUGGAGGAGGGGAGAACAACCUGGAACACCAUCUGUUUCUAAACCCAAGACCAUUUCCAGGUCUCCACUUGAGCUUCCUGACAAUGUGCAAGAGUUUUUGGACAAUGCAAAGUUGGGACCAGAACCAAACUCUGACAGAAUUGCCUUGUGCACUUUUGGAAAGAUUAUGGAUGAAGUGGAGCAUAAGGCUGUGGUUGACAUCAGAUGUGCCUUAGAAGAGAAGGGAGCUGCCAUUUAUGGGAUCCCCAAUGAUACCAAGAUAAACUACAUUCAUUUGUUGACCAAAGAAGUGUGGUGUGAGAGAUCCAAAGUAUCCUUGGAACUCAAAUUGUUGAGAAAGAUCUUGCAGCAGGCUACUGAGGAGGCUGAUGAGGCUCAACGCUGUUCUGAUGCUGUCUACAAUGGACUUGUACAAGGUGCUCAAGAUCAGAUUGACUGUUGGGUGAAAGAGUACAAGCGCAUAAUGGAUUGCUUGAGACCACUGAAAGACAGGAGGAGGUUAUUGCAUCACAAAGCGUUGACAGUGUGUAGAUCUGUCAAAGAUGCAACUGAGGUCUUGCAUUUGCCUUUGCAAGUUGGCAUCUCUGCUUUUAGUGCCAAGAGGUCAGGGGUGUCUCCAGUUGGCAACAUGAUGAGCAAUUUGGGCAGUGACAUCUUGAGGGCAGCCUAUGGACUAUUUGGUGUGGAGUUUGCCAAAUGCACCAAUUUUGCUGCCAAAUUGGGAGUUGAGCUGGAUCAUGAGCUAUCUGCAGCAUCCUGGGCAUCUGUGGCACUCUGUGAAUACCUGCAAUUGCGAGGACCCCACUUCCCUAGAGCACCUGACAACAUGGAAGAGAUGAAUUGUGAGGGACCCUUGCCACCAUUGAGUCCUGUACCAUACCAGCAGUGGGCAACCAUGCGCGACACCUACAUGUUGUAUAGAGAAGCCAGCUACUUCCGCACAGUGCUGAAAUCUCAUGAUUUUGUGGACAAGGAAGCUGCUUGUGCAUUCCCAGCAUUUCCAGAGAAGGACAGGAAAUGCAUUUUCCAUGGUUAUGUGUCUGCUUCUUACUUGGAUGACAAUGUUGGUCUCUGGAAAGGCAGAUGGGCCAUCAGGAAUGCCAUCCUAAACAGAUCUGCAUCCAAUCCCAUUGGAUAACUUUGACCAAUGCUUGUUGUUUUAAUCCUUAUUUGUUUUAUUCACUGUUGUAUCCAUGUAUAAUACAUUUGAAAUGCCCAAAUCGCUAAUACACA
Molecule: messenger RNA, 1981 nt
Organism: Notodromas monacha
Lineage: Eukaryota; Metazoa; Arthropoda; Ostracoda; Podocopida; Cyprididae
Source: the annotation of a GenBank genome assembly